AUGACUUCCCUGGGCUCCCAGCCCCACAGGGCAGCAUUCCUGGCUGCCAUCCUGCUGCUGCUGAAGGUGGAGGUGGUAAACACUGAGCAGGGAAGCCCAGGCCCAGGGGAGAAGAGCCUAGAAGGGAAGAUGCCCCCUGCAGAGCAGGGCCAAGAGUUGUAUGAAGAGCACUUCAUGGCCUCCUCCGUGGGUGAGCAGUGGCAGGAGGUGGAUAUGGCCCAGCAAGAGGAUGACAUCACCUCAGAGACAGCAGGUGUCCAAGACCACCUUUUUGAUCUCACUUUCUGCUCUAACCUGGCCAGCAUCAUGCUUUUUUUAUGAGA
Cavia porcellus (domestic guinea pig) is the source of this 323-nucleotide messenger RNA. Its product is annotated as sperm-egg fusion protein LLCFC1-like. Gene Ontology annotation, biological process: fusion of sperm to egg plasma membrane involved in single fertilization. Lineage: Eukaryota; Metazoa; Chordata; Mammalia; Rodentia; Caviidae. The record is from RefSeq and is a predicted model, not a curated record. The transcript has 2 exons. The coding region runs from base 1 to 321 and encodes 106 amino acids.